Molecule: messenger RNA, 2528 nt
Organism: Sorex fumeus (smoky shrew)
Lineage: Eukaryota; Metazoa; Chordata; Mammalia; Eulipotyphla; Soricidae
Gene: ERCC2
Product: ERCC excision repair 2, TFIIH core complex helicase subunit
Exons: 22
Coding region: 45-2255 (736 amino acids)
Biological process (GO): positive regulation of mitotic recombination; transcription by RNA polymerase II; nucleotide-excision repair
Cellular component (GO): nucleus
Molecular function (GO): damaged DNA binding; DNA helicase activity; ATP binding
Source: RefSeq, a predicted model, not a curated record
UUUACUUCCCGUACGACUACAUCUACCCCGAGCAGUUCUCCUACAUGCUGGAGCUGAAGCGCACGCUGGACGCCAAGGGCCAUGGAGUCCUGGAGAUGCCCUCGGGCACUGGGAAGACUGUGUCUCUGCUGGCCCUGAUCAUGGCUUACCAGAGGGCAUAUCCGCUGGAGGUGACAAAGCUCAUCUACUGCUCAAGAACUGUGCCCGAGAUCGAGAAGGUGAUUGAAGAACUGCGCAAGUUGAUCAACUUUUAUGAGAAGCAGGAGGGCGAGAAGCUGCCAUUUUUAGGGCUGGCGCUGAGCUCCCGCAAGAACCUGUGUAUUCAUCCUGAGGUGACCCCCCUCCGCUUCGGGAAGGACGUGGAUGGCAAGUGCCACAGCCUCACGGCGUCCUACGUGCGUGCCCAGUACCAGCAGGACUCCAGCCUGCCCCACUGCCGCUUCUUCGAGGAGUUUGAUGCCCAUGGGCGUCAGGUGCCCCUCCCUGCUGGCAUCUACAACCUGGAUGACCUGAAGGCCCUGGGGCAGCGCCACGGCUGGUGCCCAUAUUUCCUUGCCCGCUACUCGAUCCUGCAUGCCAACGUGGUGGUGUACAGUUACCAUUACCUCCUGGACCCCAAGAUCGCAGACCUGGUGUCCAAGGAGCUGGCCCGCAAGGCUGUGGUGGUCUUCGAUGAGGCUCACAACAUCGAUAAUGUCUGCAUCGACUCCAUGAGCGUCAACAUCACCCGCCGGACCCUCGACCGCUGCCAGGGCAACCUGGAGACGUUGCAGAAGACGGUGCUCAGGAUCAAAGAGACGGACGAGAAGCGGCUGCGGGAGGAGUACCGGCGCCUGGUGGAGGGGCUGCGGGAGGCCAGCGUGGCCCGCGAGACCGACGCCCACCUGGCCAACCCCGUGCUGCCCGACGAGGUGCUGCAGGAAGCCGUGCCCGGCUCUAUCCGCACGGCCGAGCACUUCCUGGGCUUCCUGCGGCGCCUGCUCGAGUUCGUUAAGUGGCGGCUGCGCGUGCAGCACGUGGUGCAGGAGAGCCCGCCCGCCUUCCUGAGCAGCCUGGCGCAGCGCGUGUGCAUCCAGCGCAAGCCCCUCAGAUUCUGUGCUGAGCGCCUCCGUUCCCUGCUGCACACGCUGGAGAUCGCUGACCUGGCGGACUUCUCCCCACUCACUCUCCUCGCCAACUUCGCCACCCUGGUCAGCACCUACGCCAAGGGUUUCACCAUCAUUAUCGAGCCCUUUGAUGACAGGACCCCCACCAUCGCCAACCCGGUCCUGCACUUCAGCUGCAUGGACGCCUCGCUGGCCAUCAAGCCCGUGUUUGAACGUUUCCAGUCAGUCAUCAUCACUUCUGGGACGCUGUCCCCCCUGGACAUUUACCCCAAGAUCUUGGACUUUCAUCCCGUCACCAUGGCGACCUUCACCAUGACACUGGCCCGGGUCUGCCUGUGCCCCAUGAUCAUUGGCCGCGGCAACGACCAGGUGGCCAUCAGCUCCAAGUUUGAGACCCGCGAGGACAUCGCGGUGAUCCGGAACUAUGGGAACCUCCUGCUGGAGAUGUCGGCCGUGGUCCCCGACGGCAUCGUGGCCUUCUUCACUAGCUACCAGUACAUGGAGAGCACUGUGGCCUCCUGGUACGAGCAGGGCAUUCUUGAAAACAUCCAGAGGAAUAAGCUGCUUUUCAUCGAGACCCAGGACGGAGCCGAGACCAGCGUGGCGCUGGAGAAGUACCAGGAGGCCUGCGAGAAUGGCCGUGGGGCCAUCCUGCUCUCCGUGGCCCGUGGCAAAGUAUCUGAGGGCAUAGACUUCGUGCACCACUACGGGCGGGCUGUCAUCAUGUUCGGUGUCCCCUACGUCUACACCCAGAGCCGCAUUCUCAAGGCACGGCUGGAGUACCUGCGGGACCAGUUUCAGAUCCGUGAGAAUGACUUCCUAACCUUCGACGCCAUGCGCCACGCAGCCCAGUGUGUGGGUCGCGCCAUCCGGGGCAAGACAGACUACGGGCUCAUGGUCUUCGCAGAUAAGCGGUUCGCCCGCGCGGACAAGCGAGGGAAACUGCCCCGCUGGAUCCAGGAGCAUCUCACCGAUGCCAACCUCAACCUGACAGUGGACGAGGGGGUGCAGGUGGCCAAGUACUUCCUGCGGCAGAUGGCGCAGCCCUUCCACCGGGAGGACCAGCUGGGCCUGUCCCUGCUCAGCCUGGAGCAGCUGCAGUCGGAGGAGACACUCCGGAGGGUGGAGCAGAUCGCCCAGCAGUUGUAGCGCCCCCCAGUGGCGGGACCUCGAAGACCACCCAGCACACGCUCCCAGCUGCCCACUGACACCUUUAAUUGGUCUUUUGUGGUGGGAGAAGCAGGCAGGGUGGGAGGGCUUCCCCAGGAGGUGGGGAGGGAGGCAGAAGGCCACGCGUGUCCCUUCCCCCGCAUCACUUCCCGAAGCGCCGUGUGUGGUCCUGCGCACUUCAGCGAGGGCCCAGGUCCUGGGUGCUGGCGCUGAGGGUCCGAGAGGCCUCGCUCAGUUGGCGGCUGGAAAACU